Molecule: messenger RNA, 1785 nt
Organism: Astyanax mexicanus (Mexican tetra)
Lineage: Eukaryota; Metazoa; Chordata; Actinopteri; Characiformes; Acestrorhamphidae
Exons: 2
Coding region: 199-1131 (310 amino acids)
Source: RefSeq, a predicted model, not a curated record
CUAAACGCAGAUGGGAGUUUUACUUACACAAAAGGGUUCUGAGGGCAGAAAGAAAACUGAUUGGUUCAGAGAAACAACCAAUCAAUUUAAAGAAGAGGCGGGGGAAAAGGCAGGAUCUGCUAAAUGAAAAAAAAGACCGGGCAGUUGGAUCCAGCCAUCUUUGAGGAGUGAAAAAUCACAGUUUUUGAAGGAAAGAAAAUGGAGAAUAUCUGGAUUAAAGGUGUUAGACGAAAGCUGAAGAAGGUUACAGAUCCUGAUGUCAUACAAGAAGUAGUUGUUUUUGACGAGCAAUGGGACUUCAUGAAAUCUUAUAUCAAGAAAUUGGAAGAUGAAACGCAGAGCUACUUUAAAUCUCCUGUAUGUACUCACAAGAACUACUAUUACUACGCAUGUGAGCGGUCCAGCAAACCAACUGGAAAGAGCAAAGGAAAACCAACACAAACCAGGGCCAACUCUUGUGGGGCCUAUGUGUCUUUUAGAAUAAUAAGAGAUGCUGCAUUUACAGGUGCUGUUGUGAACAAAAUGUUAAAACACCAUGGACAUGAUGUUGACAUUCAAGAAGAGGGUGUAAAAAACCCUGUUGACCCAGAGCUACUAGGUUUCAUUGAAAUGUGGCUUGAGCAGGGACUGUCAGUUUCUGAAACACUUUUAAAGAGUGUUGAUUGGGCAGAACGUCAUGGACAUGUAGACAAACACAAUCGUCGUUAUUAUGUUACACCAGAAGACAUAAGAACAAUCAAAAAGAGCAUAAAUGCACUAUUUUUUCCUGACGUGAAUGAUAGUGUCAGUGUGGAUAUUCUAGCCACAUCAGAGCUGAAAGAAAACAUUUCUUUUUAUCAGCCUUUAAGUGAAGAAAAUCCAUUGAUAAUUGUAGUGCAGACUCCCUGGCAAAAAGAACUCCUGAAAUUACAUCCACAUCCCAUGAUGUUCAUGGACGCCACCUACAAAAGCAUAACUUCGUAUGGCUAUGCAUUCUAUGCACUUCUUCUGAGCAACAGCAUUGGUAGAGGAGUUCCAUUUGCAUACUUCAUAGUCAGUGAGGAAUCAGCAGCCACACUCUCUCUCUGUCUAGAAAAGCUUUCUAGCUCUAACCCUGGUUUUUAUCCCAGGUUAGUAUCCUAUUGCUUUUGAUCAGAUUUUUCAGUUUAUUGACCAGAGAUAUGUAUUGUUAUUAAAAAAAUUAGUAAAAUUGAGCUAAAUGUAAAAAGAGUUUUCUCCAUCUUCAAGCUGCUCUUUAGGAGAUACAAGGUUUUAACAUUGUAAUAAUAUGCAAGUGGUUUACAAUGAAUGUUGAUGUCAAGUUCUUGAGACACUUUAAUGAGAUGUAUAGAAUGCAUUAUCUGUCAAUUGUAAUUGUUUUAAGUUAAUAACUACCACUGUCAGAAAUAUAAGAAGCCCUCUUUCUAUUGCAGUAUUUGAAAAGAAAAAGAGGCAAACGUGUUAGAAUCAUAAGAUGUUUUCAACAAAUGAUAAUGAAAUUCCUGUAAGUUAACUAUGAGCUGCUAAUUUAUAGUUGAGUUGAGAUUCUCUUUUAAAAACAUCUGCAAAACCCCCAAGUAGUCAACUUUGUAAUUGCAUAGAAUUGUACAAUGUACUUGUUUUGGAAAUACCUUGAUUUAGAUGAGUUUUCAUAAUUCCUACUGUGUGGAGUACCACAAUUGUGUCAUGUUUGGAUUUACUGAGAAGCUCUUUCAAAUGUAUUUGAUUUGUUUAUUUGAUUUACCAACUGCUUCACACUGGGAUUCUCCAAUAUGGUGGAAAAAUAAAAUAAACAAAUAAUAAAAA